AUGCCGGAUAGUGCCCAAGACGUCAAUCGCAUCGUCUGCGUGGGAGUAGUCUACAUUGACACCAUUCUCACCGUACCCCAUUUCCCGAUAGAAGAUGAAAAACUCCGUGCGAAGGAACUCACCCGCCGACGAGGAGGCAAUCCCGCGAAUACGCUCGAGGUGUUGACGCAACUAUUAGAGCAUAAUCCCACACCAUCCAAGCCCAAGAAAAAGCCUACUGAGCUGUACCUCUUGUCCGUCCUUCCAGACAAGAGUUCAAACGCUACCACUUUCGUGCGCGAUUCCCUUCCGCAAGCCCAUCUAGACGAGUCCAGCAUCUUCCGCCCCGGCUACACAGACACAGCAUCAAGCUACAUCAUCCAAAGCCAGGAAACCCUCUCACGAACUGUAGUCAGUAUAAAUGAACUACCCGAGAUGACCGCGGACGAAUUUAUUGCAAAAGUCACCCACAUGGCAAUCAAUGAUGAUGGCACUCCGUGGACGAAAGCAUGGUUCCACUUCGAAGGACGCGUUCCAGACAUCACCCUGCAAUGCGUCCAGUUUCUGCGUAAAGAGUUCCCGCAUUUCCAGAUCAGUGUCGAGUGCGAGAAGCCGGAGCGCACUGGAAUGGUGCAAGUCGCUCGAUACGCCGACGUGGUGUUUUACUCGAAGCUGUGGGCGCGGAAAAAUGGGUAUAUGAGUGCUAGAGCGUUUCUGGACGCACAGCGGACGGAGACGAGAGAGGAUGCGGUGCUAUGUUGUACGUGGGGGGCUGGCGGUGCUGCGGCCGUUGAACAGGGAGAUGGUGAGGUGUGGGCGGAUGUUGAGGCGUGGAAAUCGGGGAGUGAAGGGCAAGAGGUGGUUGAUACUAUCGGUGCGGGAGACACUUUCAUUGCUGGUAUGUUGUUUGCGCUCAACGAGUGCGGAGACUGGCCGCUUCAACGGAAGCUUGAAUUUGCUAAUCAACUUGCUGGGCGGAAAGUGCUUCAAGAAGGAUUCGAAAGUCUGGGCAGCAAGAUGUGGUAA
This is a messenger RNA of Cucurbitaria berberidis CBS 394.84, 1005 nucleotides long. RefSeq names its product ketohexokinase-like protein. Gene Ontology annotation, molecular function: kinase activity. The transcript has a single exon. Lineage: Eukaryota; Fungi; Ascomycota; Dothideomycetes; Pleosporales; Cucurbitariaceae. The record is from RefSeq and is a predicted model, not a curated record. The coding region runs from base 1 to 1005 and encodes 334 amino acids.